AUGGCAGUGUCCCUCAGGGCCCUGCGUGUGCUCAUCAGCAUCGCAUCCGUGUGGACCUCCCUGUUCCUCUUGUACAUCUGGCUGCCUCGCUCCAAACUAUGGACAGAUCUCACCCGGCGGAUCUCUCUCGCCUUCAUCCAUUACAGAAUCAACCAAUACGGCAUGCUCGUCCACCCCACGGGGUACCUGAGCGACACUGUGGAGCCCCAAAUGUUCUAUGGCGUCAAAGUCAACAACCGCACGGCAGAGUUCUUUGAUUCCGUGCCUGCGCUUGCCCGUCUGACGCCUCAGACGUGGGGCAGCUGGAUUGAGGUCCUGAAGACGACCCUUCCUCCCUUGAAGGUCAUGUAUCUCCCACUGCUCAAUGCCGGCCGUCACGGUGCCGACGACACGGGUGUGCAAGGGGCUAUCGCUGAAAUCCGAGAACGAUGCCAGAGGUGGGUGCAUUGCGUCUCUGCCGAGGUGGCUGGCUGGCCGCACAGGCGGACAUGCCAGCCUUCCGGCCGCAGGGCCAGCUUUGGCGCACAAGUCGCUUGUAUUGUGUGUCCCUGUGGCUUCGCUCCUCCAUUGCUGUGCGCUGGCUUGUGUGCGCAGGAGCAAGGAUUGGGUGUUUGGGCAGUUCUGCACUGAGCUGCUGCCCUCUCUCAUCGCAGGGAGCGCCAGCCCGCAUCUCACAGUCGUCAUAAAUGUGCACGAGGCCGAUUUCAUCCUGGUAGGUGCAGACACACACAGGGGCUCAUCGUCAAGGAGCGGCGAUGGCGCAUUGUACCAAUGGUUGUGUUCGUGUGUCGUGCAGGUCGAGCGGUAUCAGAAGAUGCUUCAGCCGGUGAACAGGAGGCGCCGGCGCGAGGACCACCUGCGCUUUGAGCUGGAGGACCUCUAUGAGCAGUGGACCCCAGAGGUGCAGGAGGCUUUCUUGCACAGACCUCAGGAUUUCUUCUUCACGCUUGCCUCAGGUGGAAUGCAGACAACAGACGAAAGAAAGCCAUGGACAUUGUCUGCUGUCCUCUCUGUGCGCGCAGGUGGGGCAUCGGUUGAGACGGCCACAUGGUCCACAACACAGAGCAGACACCUGACUCCGAUGUCGCUGGGGCUGUUUGCCGUGGAGGGCACCAAGCUGCGGCUGCUGGCCAAGAACAACACCAUCAACCACGUUGUCAUUCCUGGGUACAUCAAGCGCGAUGAGCUGAGGUUCAUCAGCAGACAGCGCAGGGCGGUUGAGAGGCGGAGGCACUCUGUCUCAAGGACCAACCAUCGCACCUACCUGAUGGUCUGCUGAAGGGGAGGCCGCAUGACGAAAGACACGCUCAAGCAGAGUGCCCCCUGUUCGUUAGGUCUACUGCGGUUCGUUCAAGCGGUCUGCAGAGCGAAGUUUCAUAAGAAGCUUGAAGCUGGUGUCCACGCAGAGAGAGGCGCAGCAGCAGUGGCAGGGCAGUCAGCCCGACCUGAGGGGCUUCUAUGCUGACAUUCGAAAGAAACACAAAUUCAAAGACAAGGUAGGCCAGGGGAUGCAUAUGUCUCUCUCUGUGACUGAGAGUGUUGCCUCGUUGUGCUGCCGCCAGGAUGCGGGCGAGUGGAUAUUUGUGGCCAAGUCGUGUCGGCGGAAGGCCACGGCGAGAAUGUAUGCCGCCACCAAAUACUGCCUUGCACCAGGUCGGACAAACAGACAGACAGACAGACAGACACGACAAUCUGCAUCGAGACUCGCCCUAUCUGAUGGCUGGCCGUGUUGUGAGCUCUCGCAGCCGGGAAUUAUCCAUGUACCAGCCGAAUAUACAAAGUGAGGAGAAAUGUGCUGCAUGCGCAUUCUGGACUGUUUGAUCUGAUCUCCCAGAGCGUCGCUGCUGGCUGCGUCCCGCUCCUGCUCAACGAUGGCUACAUCCCCCCAUUCAGGCACCUGCUCCCGUGGCAUCACGUCCUGCUGCGAAUCCCAUUGGCCUCACUGAGACAUGGCGCCCUGAACAGGCUCAGAAGACCCCACACACCCGGCCCCCUUGCGAGAUUUGCCUUGCGGCUGCGGCACUUCCUGUGGGGAAGCAGGUGGGCGCGUGCACAGGCCGUAAUGCUGCUGGAGAUGCUGGACCGGGUCAGGGAGGAUGAGCGCGAGAAGCUGCCGACGAGACAGGCAUGGCUGAGGUGUAUGGCGCCUUACAUGGGUGUGAGGAGGUGGGUGGAGUUGCUGGUGCUAGAGAUGAGGAUACUGAAGGCUCAGAGGCAGACAGGACGGCCGGUUGACGAGCUGUUGAGGGAUAAUGCCAGAAGGCUUGACGCGUGAGGGAGGAUGCC
Messenger RNA from Vitrella brassicaformis, 2286 nucleotides. The record is from the annotation of a GenBank genome assembly. Lineage: Eukaryota; Vitrellaceae.